UCAGAUCAGACUGAAAAAAAGGGCAGUGGAACAGGCAGAAAGCAGCCCAGCAGACUCUGCACAUUGACUAGUUGGAGCAGUGAGCAGCACCUGAGCGGCGUCAGGCAUCUGCUACCUGUUGAGUUUAUUGUGGAAGCAGACAGGAGAGACUAAUUCUUCAAGGAGAAGCAUCAAAAGAGCAGUUCUGGACCUUAGACUAAUUGAUUUAAGUGCUGUCCUUGCAGCUUUUUGAAACAUUUUUUUUAAGGAAACUGAUUUCUUUGGAUCUUGCACCACUUUGUUGCAUCCUGGAACUUCUUCUCAGUGUAAAAACCAGCAGGAGGGAAAAAAGAGAACUUAACCAUCCAUCUCCAGCGGCUCGCACAGCCCACCCUCUCUGCUUUGGACACCCCUCCUCUCUCUUUCUCUUUCUCACUUUCUUCUCCUCUUUUGCCCCCUGUGCCCUCCCUCAAUCACCUCACCUCCCCCCCAACAGAGCAGAAAGCGUGAAAAAUCUCACUAAUGGCUUUAUUUGCUGUCAGUUCUGUGCCUCUCUGUCAUUCCCCUGGACCAUUCUGCUUCACACAUUUCAUAGUUGAGUAAGCCUCCUCGACUGUCUGGCUUGACUUAGCGUGCCCCUGCAAAGGCUGUGCUGGCUUGGAGCUCAUCAAGAGGGGAGGAAACACAGCAGCACCACUCAGUCUGAGAACUUUGUGGACAAGGACAUUCAGAAACUUAAUUCCUCACGUGUUUUUUUUUAGCCUUUAGCAUUUUCACCUUCUGUCAAAAAACACUUCUGGUCCUCAACUUCUCUGCAAGAUUUCCCUCAGGUGCCUUGGUGCUGAUUUGAAGUGUAAAGAUGAGGUGUGGAUGUGGCCCUCUGGCAGUGGUGGCUGCCGUGUUUUGGACUCAGUGCAUUCUUCUGGACGGGGUGGAAGCCAGGAAGGAGCGAAAGAGGCCAAAGGAGGCUGCGCCGCAACACACAGAAUCGUACAAUGUGACUCUGUCCAACAGUGAGGAGGUCAGCGGAGGCAUCAAGACUUCUGAUCACCAACGGGUGGAUCCACUAGGGUCAUGGAUGGAUUUUGUCAAGCGUCCAGUUGGAAACCUCCCCAGAAAGUGCCGCAAACGAAGACCAGCUCUGCCUGGACCACCAGGUCCUCCAGGUCCCCCAGGCCCUCAAGGACCUCCUGGGUUUCCAGGGGCUGAAGUGACCCAGGAAGUUCUUUUGCAGGAGUUCAAAGACAUGAUUAAAGAGGCUACAGAAAGGAGGGCAGCAGCACUUGACAGGCAAACAAGCCCCAGCCAGCAACCUACAGCCCUCCUGACACUGGAGGGAAUGGCCUCCCACCGCCGAAUACAAGAAGCUUUCCACUGCAAGCUCAAGGGACCUGUGGUGGUGGACAAGAAGACGCUGGUGGAGCUCCAGAACUUUCAGACACCGCCUGCUAAAGGAGCUUUUCUCAGGGGAAAAGGAAUGGACCAGUCAACAGGGAGGUUCACAGCCCAAAUCACUGGGAUAUACCAGUUUUCUGCUAAUGUCCACAUCGAUCACAAUGAGGUGAAAAGGAGCAAAAGUCAGCUUAAAGCCAGAGACAACGUCCGUGUGUUGAUCUGCAUCGAAUCACUUUGCCACAGAUACACUUCACUUGAAAUGAUUGUUGGAUUAGAAAGCAACAGCAAGAUAUUCACUGUGAGUGUUCAGGGUCUGCUGGAACUACAGGUUGGCCAAUACACUUCCAUAUAUGUGGAUAACGCAGCUGGUGCUUCCAUUACAAUACAAAGCGGUUCGGAUUUCAUGGGCAUACUGCUUGGUGAAUAGCCUCAUACUGGAAAAGGGCAUCCCCAAGCCAUCCACUGGUGUCUUAUGGUUCUUUGUAUCUUUGAAUGAACUGCCUCUUAAAACCAUGACACAAGACAAAAACCACAAGGGACUUUUGAAGGAAAGAUGAAUGGCUAAUAUUGACUUUACCGCCCAUCAGAUGGUGAAAGGACACUGUGAAGAACUUCAAAGCUGAGUUUGUUUUUCACAAUGCACUGCCACUUCCAUGGGGAACCUGGAUGCAUGCUGCCUCACUAUGAAAUAACCUGAACAUGAAAUGGAGAUUAUGUUUGCGUCAAUAUAUUCUUAAGGCUUUUUAAGACCUUUGCAGUAAACCAAACAUUACUCUUGUUCACUGUUGUUGGUGGAAAAGCUAAAGAACAUGAAAUAUCACAGUCAUCUGUUUAAUAUAUAUUGAUAUGUAAUUGUUUUGUCUACAGUAUUUGUCAUUUACACACUUGUGAGAUGGUAUUUUUUUGGGAUUUAAAUUCACAAUUUUAUAUAAAUAUAUGUAUAUUAUAGUGCAUAGACUCUGUGAGUACACUGGAUGAUUGAUGCUGGAUAGGCCUCAUAAUUUGGCAUCAUACAGGCAUGAGAAAAACUAAGUACACCCAUAUAAUUCAAUAGCUUGCAGAACCCCGUAUUUCUUGUAAUUGAAAAGCUAGAAGCAGCAAUAAUUAAGUUUUUUUUCACGUAUUGCCACUUUGUCCACUCUGCUUUAUAACAUUUCUUCAGUCUGUUGAGUUUUGUGGCCAAUCAUUUAUACCUGAAGGCCCUGCAGUUUUGAUGCCUUGAUCACUUUCUUUUUCAGGUCUUCUGUAGUUGUGUUUGAGAGCAUUUGCAUGUUAAUGUGUCAGAGAGAUGGUUUAACAUUUGGCUGCAAAAUAUUUUGGCAUUGAGAAGAGUUCAUGGUCAGAUUAAUAUCUGCGAAGUUCCUAGUUCAUGCAGAAAAAGCCCAAAACAUCACACUCCCACUACCAUGCUUAACAUUUUCAGUUAACCCAGAUAUUGGCCAUUGCAACACAUCAGUCUUUUCCAUUUAGCUUAACAUAGCCUUGUAGUUUUGGCCAUGGCAGUGACUUUUUAUACAUCUUUUGCAAUCACAGAAAAUACUCAGAAACUACUGAAAGGAUUAUGAAGUUAGCCCCCCGGCAACAUUUUCUAAAAGAUAUUAGUUAGUACUUAUCCAUAUAUUAUGAGGUUGUGCAUAAUAUACCUCAGAAGACAGGCUAUUUAGCGGAUAAUAACUCAUGCUAACAUAAUAAACUUUUAUAGGGCUAUUGUGUUAGCAAAACUUCUGAGUUCCAUGUCAGAAUAAUGAAUAUGAUUAUUGGUUUCAUACUAAUUAUGAAAAUCCAAUACGGCUGCUGUGCAUACAAAAUAAAUUAUGGUUCUAAUUGUACAUCACCAAACGUCCUGUCCUCCACUCCAGGUGGACACACAGAACAGCAAUAACUAGACACUGCUACUGAAAUGGUGUCACGUUUUUUUUUUUUAUAUGAAACAGGUUUAUGGGCUGCUGUGAACAGUAUGAAUAAGACACAAUCAAAUGAGGUGAGGCCAUUUACCAGUAAUGAUCUAAAACAGAGACGUUCAAGCAAAGGAAUUAUCAAAAAUAAUCUGGUGGGUAAUAAUACUUUCUCCAAUUGCUUGUUGCUAUG
Molecule: messenger RNA, 3462 nt
Organism: Gambusia affinis (western mosquitofish)
Lineage: Eukaryota; Metazoa; Chordata; Actinopteri; Cyprinodontiformes; Poeciliidae
Gene: c1qtnf12
Product: C1q and TNF related 12
Exons: 8
Coding region: 839-1801 (320 amino acids)
Molecular function (GO): hormone activity
Source: RefSeq, a predicted model, not a curated record